AUGUCGAACCCGAAGUUCGAAGGGUGCAUCGCAGUAGGCGGAGCUGGUGGUCAACCAGCAGUUGGUGGUCAACCAACCUUCAGAGGUCAGCAGCUACCUCAGGCCGAGGCAGGUUUGACGCUACCUCACACAGCAGCCGGGUUCUCGAAAGAACUGCUGUUCGACGGUCGGACGGAGAUCUUCGGAGCCUGGAAGAUGCGCCUUGAGAGACGUCUGGCCAGACUGAAGCUCUCCCACACCCUGAUCCGGAUUCCAACGGAGGAGGUGGACUCGCUGUCGUUGGAGGACCCUGUGGAAGAAACCGCCAGAGCUGAAAGGUUCCAGAGGCGGAUGGAACAGGAGGAAGCUGCGAUGGACGAGCUUGUUAUGGCCAUCAACAACGAUGUCCCUAACAAGAUUGUUGGGGUCAACUUCAUUAAAGACGCCAUGGACAUCCUCUGCGACUCCUACCUAGUAAAAGGUACGAGUGCGAUCAUUGCAAUGCGUGGGCGCCUCAAUAAUCUCCCUAUGACGAGGUUUGACUCAUUGUCGUCUCUAUUUUAUGAGUACGACCUCAUCAUACGGGAGAUGGAUCGGAUGGGAGCGAACCUGAGCAGAGGCGAGAAGGUCCACUCGUUGCUGCUGGCAAUCCCGCCAGCCUACAGUCACAUCCAGGGUGCGCUGGCUGUUCUGCCGCCAGAGGAGUUGAGCUCAAGGUCAAUCGUCGACAUCAAGCGAUUGUUCCUUGAUUCAGAGCUCCUCCAAAACACCAGCGCAUCGACUAUUCAACCACGAGGUGAGCCAGCGGUAGCUAACCACGCCUUGCGAACCGCGUCGAAGAAAGGUGACAGUCGGUGCUUCGGGUGCGGCGAGAAGGGUCACUUCAAGUCGCGCUGUCCCAAACUGAAGGCGGCCAAGAAGAACGGUUCCAGGCGUGACAAGGUGAGCGCUCACGCAAUGUUGGCCCGCGUGAAGCGCAAGCUGGCAGAAGAGGCGUCCGUUAGGGCGGCUAGCACUAUUGGUCCCAUUAGUGCAGCUGCCGAACGCGGAUCAGCGGCAAAAUCGGUGCGGCGCGUUGUCGCCAUUCCUGGCGAGACAUUUGAUGCAGGUCGCAAGCAGCUGGGAGUAACAGUUGCAGGCGUGGCAGCCCCGCAUUCGAACGGAAUUCAGAAGGCGAGCCCAACUUCGAAGGUCGUACCUCCACAGGCUGGCGGAAUACUAAAGUCGGCUUCUCCGCAGGUUAGCGGAACCCAGAAGAAGGCCAUCGGUCAGGCGAAGGUUGCCACCAAGGCCACUACGAAGAGCGAAAGGCGUGUUCGCUUUGUGGUGGAUUCCGGAGCGACUCAUCACAUGGUAUGUGAUGAGAGAUUGGUGGAGAAUAUCUCGAAGCUGGCCACACCGAUCGAGCUUUCAACAGCCAAAACUGGUGAGUCGAUGAAGGCGUAUAAAAAGGGCACUGUAUCGCUUAAGGCCAUGGUUAAUGAUGACUAUUCACAUUUUACCGUUAUCUACCUAUUGAAACGCAAGAGCGAGGUUUUUGAGAAGUUUAAAGAGUUCGAAGCGAUGGCAACAGCGCAUUUUAAUCAAAAGUUGGCUAAACUUAGAUGCGAUAACGGCCAAUGGCGUGAGCGAAAGAAUCAACAGAACGUUGAUGGAAAAAGUACGAGCAAUGCUCUACGAAUGCGAUCUUCCGAAAUCGUUAUGGGGAGAAGCUGUGUUCUGCGCAGCUUAUCUCACAAAUCGAUCGCCCACACGAGCCCUUGUGGAGACAAGACGCCAUUCGAAAUGUGGUAUGGCAAGAAGCCUGACUUGAGCAAUCUACGCAUUUUUGGCUGCAAUGCGUAUGCUCUAGUACCUAAAGAGAAGAGGCAAAAAUUAGAUCCAAAGACAAAGAAACUUAUCUUUGCGGGUUACGCAAACAACGGCUACAGGUUAUACAACAAGUCCUCACGUACAGUAGAGAUACACCGUAGCGUAGUCUUUGAUGAGCAAGAAUUGCUAGAUCGUCGAAAUGAUCUUCUUCAUUCUACAAUUUCGCAACCAGCAAGCCAAAAUGCGCCAGUUAUAGAAUCCGAACCUCCAGCAAAAAGUUCAGAAGCGUCUGAGAACUUCGUGGGUAACGAAGAUGAGCAUCUCGUGGAACAUCACGUGGGUAACGUUGAUGAAUCUGAUUAUGAUAGCGCACAAGAUCUUGACAGUCACACUGACGGCGAAGGGGAGGUUGGGUCACAACCGGUUUCCGCUUGCAGUUCGCCGAUCAGACGUAGCACGCGCGAUAGAAGGGCGCCAGAAUUUUACACUGCCAAGAUAGCAACAGAUAAUAGCGACAUUCCACAAACUGUUGACCUGUUGAAAACGAGGGAUGACUGGCCAAAGUGGAAAAUUGCCAUCAGCGAAGAAUUAAAAGCCCUGAACGAAAAUAAGACCUGGAAGAAGGUCGAGAGCUUACCCAAAGAACGAAAAUCGAUCUCAUCGAAAUGGGUAUUUGCGAUUAAAGAAGACGGAAGAUACAAAGCAAGAUUAGUAGCGAAAGGUUGCUCACAGCGACCUGGUUAUGACUACGAUGAAACGUUUGCUCCCGUUGUCAAAAUGGAGAGCGUUCGUACAAUUUUGUCCCUAGCUAACCAGUCUGGUUCAACCAUUCACCAGAUGGACGUAAAAACAGCCUUCCUCAAUGGUCAAUUGGAGGAAGAGAUAUAUAUGAGACUUCCGAACGACGAAAUGGGCAACUCACAACUCGUCAGACUGCAGAAAAGCUUGUAUGGCUUAAAACAAGCUAGCAGAUCAUGGAAUCAACGAUUCGACGAAGUUGUAAAGAAACUUGGUUUCAUUCCGCUGAAAAGUGACUGUUGCGUCUAUCAAUCUCGGGCUAGAGAGCUAACCCUAGUUCUCUAUGUUGACGAUAUUCUUAUUGUUCCAGGCAGAAAAAGCCUGAUUAGAAAUUAA
Molecule: messenger RNA, 2925 nt
Organism: Uranotaenia lowii
Lineage: Eukaryota; Metazoa; Arthropoda; Insecta; Diptera; Culicidae
Exons: 4
Coding region: 1-2925 (974 amino acids)
Molecular function (GO): zinc ion binding; nucleic acid binding
Source: RefSeq, a predicted model, not a curated record